This is a messenger RNA of Protomyces lactucae-debilis, 2027 nucleotides long. RefSeq lists its product as uncharacterized. The transcript has a single exon. The coding region runs from base 391 to 1797 and encodes 468 amino acids. NCBI's taxonomy places the organism in Eukaryota, Fungi, Ascomycota, Taphrinomycetes, Taphrinales, Protomycetaceae. The record is from RefSeq and is a predicted model, not a curated record.
UACCGCGCGACGUGCGCGUCUUCCUCCUUCCGCUUGUUUGCAAGACUCACAGGCUUCUCCUGCGCACUGUACUGGCUGGAGCAACGCCAACGUGUGAGCAACAGAUCUGGAAGUCAUCAGCGCUGCUCAGCUCCGCUUUCUGGCUGUAGGACAUUGCAUUUGCAGCUUGUAACGGCUCUAUUGUUGCACUUCAAACUGCAAUCAUACUCCGACUCUGCUCUACCGAAUUUUGAACCAUUGCGCAUUUGAGCUGAGUUCCUUGGCAACAACUUACGCCUGCCAUCUUCACUAAGUCUUCUCGGCACGCCUACUAUCCAGUCGAUCGCAGACCCUAGCAGGGAAGAGUUUCCACGAAGCAGUCUUUCAACUUGGCCUCAGAGGCUAUUCUGCAUGUUGAAUAUGGCCGUUGUGCCUCUGCCCCCAAUCCCAUCGUUGCGAGUCCAGGAAUCUUUGACCGAGGAACUUUGGCAAUCAACGCGAAGGAUUUGGGUUGCGUCCACAGGCACUUUACUCAAAGUUUCCGACGAUGUUUUCUUUGGCUCAGCACAGCUGGCAGUAACCACAAAAUGCUUGUUCGAUGUCUUCAAGCACUGCUGCAACGAGUCUGACUACGUGGCUCUACAAUCAGCGACUCUCAAAAUCAAUAUUUUCAGGCUUUGUCAUCGCCUGCUUUCUAGCUCUGCUUGUCUAACCUUCGAGUUUGUCCUUGAUGCGAGCAGCUUCCUGUAUCGGCAGCAAAGUAUUCUUGUGGUUGCUCGUCAAUGGCUUGUGGCGAACGAGACCUUGGCAGUCAGCUCAGCGCGAGAUUGGCUGGAAAGUCUGAAACAGGGCGAUCACAAUGUUCUACUAUCGUUUACCAAGAGAUCAAUAUUUCGAUGUCUUGAGCGGCUGAUCAUCUCGCCAGAAGUAGCAAGGUGCUUUCAAUCUGCAGGAUGGGCUUCACUUCAGCAAUAUAUUGGCUACGAUAGGUCUAACACAGCUCAAGCGGACGAGCUGAAGCAUUGCAUUGACUUCUACUGUGGAACGAUCGAUCAACAGCAGACGCCAAAAUCUGGUCGUACCGAAAUCGACCCCGAUACGCUCACGGAGGCUUCUGAUGUGGUACGGAAAGCGCGUCUACGUUAUCCCAACAUCUCUGUUCGAGAGCUCUCUAAUUUGAUUGACGCAGGCGAUCUUGUUCGGCUGCCGCUGCAUAAUGCAGACCGCAGCGGCUUAGAGUAUGUGCGGCAUUUCUUACAGACUGAGCUUGAUACAGACAGUCCAUUGAGAUUGCGGCGCCAAACUUCAAGUGAACCCUCCCAUUUGCUCGCAAACAAAUACUUAAAAGCCAAAAUUUUGUCUCUUGCGUUCGAUCCAGAUGAUGACGAGCUUGACGACACCUACGAGUCUUCAACUGUCACGAUGGUACAAUCGGAAUUCAAAGCACUCUCGGAGAUGGACGCUCUCCUAUUUCCGGUUUGGAAGAUUUCACCUGACCUAUUUAAACGGACCUCUCGAAGGACCAAAGAAAGGCUAGAGCUUCAAGAAAGAGUCGACGUUGAUCCAGAAUUACUUGAAGGCUGGGCAGUCAUGCUACAGCGCGAUCGUACACGUCUUUCUCGUCUGACCGAUGCCUUUGCAUUCGAUGGCACCCAACCAGUUGUGGCAAGUACGAAAUUCUCGGCAGCCAAGGAUUCGACGAGCUCAGAGACUCCGCCUCCCCGAUCUCGACACGAGAGUGAUCUCAGCACGAAUGUGCGCCCGAGGGGCGGCGGGACCAGUCAAAGAUCUUCGCGGAAAGCCAAAACGCAGAGAUGAUCAUGAAGGCGAGACAUGACACCUUGCAUCCUGCUGGUGCAUGUAGGGUCAUCCUAUUGGAGGUGAUGCAAUCCUACAUACUCCUCAAAUAAAUUAUGUCCACGUCACUUGGAAGUGUUUGGUAAGCAGAAGCGGUCGUCUUAUGGAUGGACUUGAACGGCCAAGGCGUUGGUAUCAAGGAUGGAUAUACAUGUGGGAACUGUCACAAUUGGCGUGCGACACCACAUCGA